Molecule: messenger RNA, 4390 nt
Organism: Zea mays
Lineage: Eukaryota; Viridiplantae; Streptophyta; Magnoliopsida; Poales; Poaceae
Exons: 2
Coding region: 319-777 (152 amino acids)
Source: RefSeq, a predicted model, not a curated record
UUUCGUGACCACAACCUUCACGGACACAACGGAAACGCAUCAGAUGCUCUCUCCCUCCUUGCUCCUGCCGUCCCUUACCUCCCCUUCCAUCCUCGUCCUCGAGCGAGCCGCUGCAGGCGUCACACCGUCGCCAGAGGCGCCUGCUGACGGCGAGCCUGAAUCCAAGGCCUGUGCAACUGGCGACGACGACCAUCAGAGGGCCGACGAGUGGUCCCUCGCCUCCUCCUCCGGCUAGAUGGUCCUGUCGCCCAUGUAUCUCCCCUUUCAUGGCCGUCCUCGAGCGUGCUGUUGCGGGCAUCACGCUGCCGCUAAAAACACAUGUCGGCGGCGAGGACGAGGCCUAUGCAGCCGGCAGCGACGACCACCAACAGUUCCAGCUUGCCGAGCCUAACCAGAGGGCCGAGGAGCCACCUUCUCCGUCUAGAUGCUCCCAUCGUCCGUGCAUCUCCCCUUCCAUCCCUGUCCUCGAUUGUGUCGUUGCGUACGUCGUGCCACCGCCAGAGUCUCCUGUCAACGGCGAGGCCGAGACCAACGCCUGUGCACCCAGCGGUGACGACCACCACCAGCUGCAGCUUGUCGAGCCUCACCAGAGGGACGAGGAGUGGUCCCUCGCCGCUUUCUCAGUCUAGGUGUAGUUCAGCGAUACGCAGUACAUGCUUAGGUGCCAAGACCUGCAGGUCCAUCGCCUACUACGACAAGGGCCUCGAGAUCUUGAUGGCUACGCUCGGCGAGCGUGAUCCCCCAUCGCAAAGACCUGCAGUUCUCAGUUCAGGAUGACAUCUGCUGGCCUAAAAUCAGGGAUGUCUGUUAGUCUAUAGGAGCUGGAGCCAUCCUAAGAGAUGUUCAAGCAAUUGGGGCGUCCCUUCCAUCAUGCAUUGUGCACAUAAAUUGGUUAUGGGAUAUGUAGAUCCGUGAGGUGCUGUUGAAGAAAUCUAAACUCUCUACUAACAACACAAACAAUCUUCCAUUCAACGAAGCUUGUGUCACAUCCACGGUCCCCCCUUCCUUGUCCGACUCUGACCCACGGCCACCAGUCCACCACCAUCCAAAUUCCCACGACGUUCCUCCCUCCACGCUGUUGUGUCCUCCUCCGACCUCGCCACCGUCGCCAGUGUUGGGCCAGGUUCGCGCGCGCCAUCGACUCUGUGUCCCUGUCGUCGGCCACGACGCUGCUCACUGGCGACCGCCUCAUGAUCUUACUCUUCGUGGCCCAACACACCUCGCCGCAUCACUUGCAAUCCUCAUGGUGUCCGCCCUCGUCGUCGAGCUCGUCGUGGAUGGCUCCAGCUCUGCCCUGCUUCGUCGCUUCGGAACCAGAUGCGGAUGAGCUGCGCCCCUCCCCUCUCCCUCUCUCAUUUGAUGAUGUCCCUCUCUCAUGUCACUGUUUUUCCCUUCUUUGCUAUUUUAGCAUAUGGAAGCAUUUCUUCAUAAUUUGCUGGAUCUACCAGAUUCCACAAAGUCUUGCAAGGUCAUUCAUGCUCUCUUUCUUUUUUUUGGUGUCGCCAGCUACCGACGCCAUGAGGUUGCCUGAUGUGGUACUGGUGUUGUUCGUGACCUGGAUCUCGGGAAGGCCUCCGUGGGUGCAUGUUUGUUUGCACAGAAAUUUUGUCCAUUUCUUCGGUCAAGUUUGCUUGCCAAAUCAGUGUUGCUUUUAGGAUUUUUUAUGUGUGUUGCAUUGAUAGGAGCAGGAUAGUUCAGCAGGAACUAUAUGGAUCCUUUUACCAAUUGUUCAGAGCAUUUUUGGCUCCGUAUAGUUCGUCCAUGGCAAGAGCUUAGGGAGGCUAUAAUUUGUGAAAAUGCGAUUUCGUUCUAUAGUGAAUCAAUCUGGCAAGAAAUUAUUAGCUAUUAGUUUUAUUAGUCGUUUGUCCUACAAAAUCUUCAUCUGAAUCUAUGUUAGGCUGUUGCUUUAAAAAUAUUUACUCAGUUAGGUACAAACUUGACGAAUGUUGCUGGCACUUCAGUAGUUUUUUGGCGUCGAUUGCAGCUGGCAUUUGCCCUUCAACGCUCGGUAUUCUGUACUUCUACGUAUUAUUUUUUGGGGAUGCAAUGGAUAUACUGGUCACACGUUUGCCAUUCGUGUUUUUUGUUAGUUUGGGUUCUUCAAAUGUUUAGUAGAUCACGAUGAUAUGGACCUUCUUCGAUGAAAAAACACAUGGUAGUAAAGAACUUGCUAUCCAACUUUGCAACGGUUUAACAGAAAACAUAUCGCUCAAAGAAACACAAAACAUACUCGUCCUCUCGCAAUAGUUCAUUGCAUAUAGCAUCAAGUCCUGGCAAGAGUUCAGCUUUUGAAUGGGACAUUAUACAAGCGACCGAUUGAUCACAUUUCUAGAACAAGAAAAAAUUGAGCAAGCCCACCUUUUUUACAUCUCAGGGUUAAACACACUGAGUGCCAAGAUAUUGCGUUAAACAACUAUCUAGAAGGACAACUUUGUCCAGGCUUUUCACUGGUCUUCCUCCGGUUAUCUCAUAAGACAAAGUUAUCCUUGGCCUUGACUUUUUUUCAGAUUUCAAGGUACGUACACUUAAUUCAGAAGAAAAGGGAUUUAUUCAUGACAAAAACAGGCUUUGGAUCUCACUAUCUUGUGCCAGCUCACAUGCUCAUCAGAAAAGCUCUGUAUCCUCAAUGCUUCUGAGUGGAUAUUAAAAGCGGAACUUUUAGAUAAUUUUUUGUCCAGAAAAAAGGCUACAAAACGACACCAUUUUCAUGGACCUGAUAUAUAAAAACUUGACAACGACAACAAAAUAACAUUUGAUUGUUGGUUUUGCAGAGGCAGAAAUGCUUUAAGGAGCUGCAGUGAUUUUUGUGGACAUGUUCCAGUCUGAUAUUGAUUCAGGAUUCUGCAAUGGGACUGCUAGGGGUCAUCAGGUUCAGGGACAAGCCAAAAGUAGAAUAUGUUGGGCCUUACCUUCAUCACGGUCCCCUCAGAGGUGCCAUCAUGUAAUGGCUUCAAUAAGUGAGUUUCAUCAGGCUAUUGAAAGUGGUGCAGGUCAGAGCCAGGCUAGAUUUUGUUUUGGGGUAAAUGCACUUGUCAUUAUCAAUUUACUUUGCUUGAUAAUGAUGCAUCAUGUCAGGGACCGCAGUUAUUUAACUCUGAUUUUAUUAUAACUUGCUUCUAGCGAACGGUCAUGCAAUUGACCGAACAUGUAAACCAUAAGCAAAUGUGAUGUAGGAGAUUUUUAUAUAAAUAGACUUUUGCAGCCACUUUGAUGUUUUGUUUUAUGUUUCCUUUUUGUGAAAAAAUAUUAUGGUGCUAUUCGAGUGUUUUUUUCUUAUUACAAUUUCAAAUACUUAUGUGAAUAGCAUAGCGCCCGAUAGGGCGCUGUCUUAUUCUAGUGUUCAUGCAAACCGGACCCUUCAGGAUGCAAUCAACUUGCACAAAAUGUGGUGGUUCUGGGAAGACUGUGAAGGUAGGGUUUCCCUCUUAAUGACAUAUAUCAGCUGCAACAACCAAAAAAAAGAUUAUGUAGCACAGUUGUAGUAUCAGGCCUCCUAUGCCAUGAGUCAUUAUAGUACACCCUUGGCACAGGUAUUUCACUGAGGUUGAUGAUCUUGAAGUCUGAAUUACUUUUCCUCACCAUAUUUUAUUCUACUAGUCAUGAAUGAUUUAUUUCCUGAUUGCAUGUAAAGUCAGCUCUAUCAUGUUAACUAAUUGAGUUACCCUGUAAUGGACUUCCUCUAUAGAGCAGCUUAUGAAUUUUGAUUAAUCAGCACAACACUGGUUAUGUUUCUAUGUUAUUCCUUUAGGAAUUCUGCAAGACACGCAGAGGAAAUAAAGUUGUGCCUGGAACGAAAUCAGUUCGUCUUGACAUAGUGCCUGGUGAGUGGUGAGUUUCAUGUUGUCAUGGUUCACUGGAAUCACGCCCGCCCGCCCGUAUAGGCUAGGCUAUAUCUUUAUGCCUGCAUCUCUAUACUCCCCUAGUCCCCUGAAAGUUAUUGAUCAGGCUGCCAUGCACAGUGUUCUCUUAGCAUUUUUACAAUAUUUUAUAUGUGGCAACAAAAGUUUCAUCAUCACAAUGUUUUUAAAUACAAAUACAAAUCAAUGGUUUGUCCAUCAGGCUUCAGCAAGCAAUGCAAGAUCCGUCGGCCUCUCCUCCGAAAUCAUCAGAUUUCAGAUCUUAGACUGUCUGCAGCAGUCUAUCUAUAGUUUAUCCAAAAGCAUUAUUUUGCAUUGUUCUGUAUCGUAGAUUACACUGCAGUCUAUGUAUAGUUUAUCCAAAAGCAUUGUUUUGCACUGUUUUGUAUCGUAGAUUACACCGUUCGCAGAGUGGAGUUUGAAUAUGGAUAUAGGAUAGAUAAGUUGCUGGAGAUAGUUUUAGAGGGUGUUUGGUUCCUUUAGGGGAUGUUUGGUUCAAUGAAUCACUCCAUCUAAAAUAAAGUGGUGUAACA